GCGCCUGAGCCCGCCCGCCCGCACCAUGCUCAAGUGCAUCCCGCUGUGGCGCUGCAACCGGCACGUGGAGUCGGUGGACAAGCGGCACUGCUCGCUGCAGGCCGUGCCCGAGGAGAUCUACCGCUACAGCCGCAGCCUGGAGGAGCUGCUGCUCGACGCCAACCAGCUGCGCGAGCUGCCCAAGCCUUUUUUCCGGCUGCUGAACCUCCGCAAGCUGGGUCUGAGCGACAACGAGAUCCAGCGCUUGCCCCCUGAGGUGGCCAACUUUAUGCAGCUGGUGGAGCUGGACGUGUCCCGGAACGACAUCCCUGAGAUCCCCGAGAGCAUCAAGUUCUGCAAGGCUCUGGAGAUCGCGGACUUCAGUGGGAACCCUCUGUCUAGGCUCCCCGAAGGCUUCACUCAGCUGCGCAGCCUGGCUCACCUGGCCCUGAAUGAUGUGUCCCUGCAGGCGCUGCCCGGGGACGUGGGCAACCUCGCCAACCUGGUGACCCUGGAGCUCCGGGAGAACCUGCUCAAGUCCUUGCCCUCGUCUCUGUCCUUCCUGGUCAAGCUGGAACAGCUGGAUCUGGGAGGCAACGAGCUGGAAGUACUGCCCGACACCCUCGGGGCUCUGCCCAAUCUCCGGGAACUGUGGCUGGACCGGAACCAGUUGUCGGCACUGCCCCCGGAGCUGGGGAACCUGCGGCGCCUGGUGUGCCUGGACGUGUCGGAGAACCGGCUGGAGGAGUUGCCCGCGGAGCUCGGUGGCCUGCUGUUGCUCACUGACCUGCUACUUUCCCAGAAUCUGUUGCAGAGGCUUCCUGACGGCAUCGGUCAGCUGAAGCAGCUGUCCAUCCUGAAGGUGGACCAGAACCGUCUGUGUGAGGUGACCGAGGCCAUUGGUGACUGCGAGAAUCUCUCAGAGCUGAUCCUCACUGAGAACCUGCUGACGGCUCUGCCUCGGUCUUUGGGGAAGCUGACCAAGCUGACCAACCUCAAUGCAGACCGGAACCGCCUGGAGGUGCUGCCACCGGAGAUUGGAGGCUGUGCGGCCCUCAGUGUUCUCUCCUUGAGGGACAACCGCCUGGCCACUCUGCCAGCCGAGCUCGCCCACACGGCUGAGUUACAUGUGCUGGACGUGGCCGGCAACCGGCUGCAGAGUCUGCCGUUUGCGCUCACCCACCUCAACCUCAAGGCUCUAUGGCUCGCUGAGAACCAGGCACAGCCGAUGCUCCGGUUCCAGACGGAGGAUGAUGCUCAGACCGGCGAGAAGGUGCUCACCUGUUACCUGCUGCCCCAGCAGCCCCCACCCAGCCUUGAGGAAUCAGGGCUGCAGAGCAGCCCUUCGGAGAGCUGGAGCGAUGCCCCGCCCAGCCGCGUCAGCGUCAUCCAGUUUCUGGAGGUCCCCAUGUGCAGCGAUGAUGCCGAGGGAGCUGCUGCCGAGAAGCGGGGCCUGCAGCGCCGGGCCACACCUCACCCCAGCGAGCUGAAGGUGAUGAAGAGGGGUGUCGAGGAGCGUCGUGGUGAAGCCUACUCCUGGAAGCCUGAGUCCAGGCUGCCCUCGCCCCUCGAGGAGGACAAGAGACUGAGCACGGAGUCCGGCCUGAGUGAGGAUUCGCAGCCGUCCACAGGCACCGCCUCCCAAGGUGAACCUGAGGGGUCACUGGCAGACACCCAGGGGCUGAGCCAGCAGGAAGCCGCCCCCAACGCCCAGGAGGAGGCUGUGGAGGAGGAGACGUACGAGGAGCCCACAGUGCGCUUUGCAGAGGACACGCUGCUGCUGCCCCCAGCAGGGGAAGAUGGCGAGAGCGAGGAGGGGCAGCUGGAGGCGCCCUGGCCCCUGCCUGGCGGGAGGCAACGUCUCAUCCGCAAGGACACACCGCACUACAAGAAGCACUUCAAGAUCUCCAAGCUGCCCCAGCCCGAGGCCGUCGUGGCUCUGCUGCAGGGGGCGCAGCCAGACGGUGAGGGCCCGGCAGGGGCUGGGGGCUGGCACAACGGCCCCCACACGCCCUGGGCUCCACGAGCCGAGGAGGAGGACGAGGAGGACGAGGAGGAGGACGAGGAGGAGGAGGAGGUGGCAGUGGCCGAGGAGGACAAGGAGGAGGCCGUGGUCUCUGCGCCCUCCAUCAAGGGGGUGUCGUUUGACCAGGCCAAUAACCUGCUGAUAGAGCCCGCACGCAUUGAGGAGGAAGAGCUGACGCUCACCAUUGUGCGGCAGACGGGGGGCCUGGGUAUCAGCAUCGCUGGUGGCAAGGGCUCUACGCCCUACAAGGGGGAUGACGAGGGCAUAUUCAUCUCACGGGUGUCUGAGGAGGGCCCCGCAGCCCAGGCAGGGGUCCGGGUGGGCGACAAGCUCCUCGAGGUGAACGGCGUGGCCUUACACGGCGCGGAGCACCACCAAGCUGUGGAGGCGCUGCGGGGCGCAGGCACCACCGUGCAGAUGCGGCUGUGGCGGGAGCGCAUGGUGGAGCCCGAGAACGCGGUCACUGUCACGCCGCUGCGGCCUGAGGACGACUAUAGCCCGCGGGAACGGCGGGGAGCCGGCCUGCGCCUGCCCCUGCUCCAGCCCGAGGCCGCUGGGCCCCUCCGCCAGCGGCACGUGGCCUGCCUUGUGCGCAGUGAGAAGGGCCUAGGCUUCAGCAUCGCCGGCGGGAAAGGCUCCACACCUUACCGGGCUGGCGAUGGGGGCAUCUUCAUCUCGCGCAUCGCAGAGGGGGGCGCUGCCCACCGGGCGGGCACCCUGCAGGUCGGCGACCGUGUCCUCUCGAUCAAUGGGGUGGACAUGACUGAGGCCAGGCACGACCACGCCGUCUCCUUGCUGACCGCCGCGUCCCCCACCAUCGCCCUGCUGCUGGAGCGGGAGGCCGGGGGGCCCCUUCCCCCCAGCCCUCUGCCACACUCCCCCCCACCCCCUGUCACAGCCCCCAGCACCGUGGUCACUGCCAGCCCUGGAGAGUCUGGGCCGCUCAGGCUGGCUCCUAGCCUGCUGGCUGCCACCUUGGAGGGGCCGUACCCGGUGGAGGAGAUCUGCCUCCCAAGAGCCGGGGGCCCACUGGGGCUCAGCAUCGUCGGGGGCUCUGACCACUCCAGCCACCCGUUUGGUAUCCAGGAGCCUGGCGUGUUCAUCUCCAAGGUGCUCCCACGGGGCCUGGCCGCACGUAGUGGCCUUCGAGUUGGGGACCGCAUUCUGGCAGUGAACGGGCAGGACAUUCGGGAGGCCACACACCAGGAGGCGGUUAGCGCCCUGCUCCGGCCCUGCCUGGAGCUGGUCUUGCUCGUGAGGAGGGACCCGCCACCACCGGGCAUGCGGGAGCUCUGCAUCCAGAAGGCCCCCGGGGAGAAGCUGGGCAUCAGUGUUCGAGGGGGCGCCAAGGGCCAUGCGGGGAACCCCUGUGACCCCACGGACGAGGGCAUCUUCAUUUCCAAGGUGAGCCCCACGGGAGCAGCCGGGCGCGAUGGCCGGCUGCGGGUGGGGCUGCGGCUGCUGGAGGUGAACCAACAGAGCCUGCUCGGCCUGACACACGGCGAGGCCGUGCAGCUGCUGCGCAGCGUGGGCGACACCCUCACCGUGCUCGUCUGUGACGGCUUCGACACCAGCACCGUGGCUCCCGCUGAGGUGUCCCCAGGCGUCAUCGCUAACCCCUUCGCGGCAGGCGUCGGCCGUCGGAACAGUCUGGAGAGCGUCUCCUCCAUCGAUCGGGAGCUGAGCCCUGAAGGCUGUGGCAAGGAGAAGGAGCCGCCGGGACCAACCCCACAGUGGGGACUGGAGGCCAUGGUGCCGCCUGGGACCACAGGAGGGAAGAUGGCCGAGGGUCCCCACUCCUCGAGCUGCCAGCAGCCCCCGUCCCCACCCUCUCCGGACACGCUGCCCACCAACGUGAAGCAAGCCUACAGGACCUUUGCUGCUGUGCCCGGCCCUCACCCGCUGCAGGACACCCCUGCUCAGCCCCCCACACCUGGGCCCAUGGCCUCCCCGGAGCAGCUUUCUUUCCGUGAGCGGCAGAAAUACUUUGAGCUGGAGGUGCGGAUGCCCCAGGCCGAGGGCCCCCCCAAGCGCGUGUCACUGGUGGGUGCUGAUGACCUGCGCAAGAUGCAGGAGGAGGAAGCCCGAAAGUUGCAGCAGAAGAGGGCGCAGCUGAUGCGGGAGGCAGAGGACGGCGCGCUGAGCCUGGACCUGGACGGGGAGGCCCCCGACGACGAGGAGCCCGAGGAGCCGCCACCCUGGGCCGGCCCUGCUGCAGGGCUCAGCCCCUCGUCCCCCCAGCCUCUCGGAGGUGGCGCCCCGGUGCGCACGGCCAAAGCGGAGCGGCGCCAUCAGGAGCGGCUGCGCGUGCAGAGCCCCGAGCUGUCCACGCCCUUGCCUGACCGGGCUCUGUCCCCUGCUGAGCGCCGAGCCCUGGAGGCCGAGAAGCGCGCCCUGUGGAGGGCUGCCAGGAUGAAGUCCCUGGAGCAGGACGCCCUCCGCGCACAGAUGGUCCUCAGCAAGUCCCAGGAGGGCCGGAGCCGGCGGGGGCCCCUAGAGAGGCUGGCCGAGGCCCCAUCGCCCGCACCCACCCCCUCACCCACCCCCGUGGAAGACCUCGGGCUCCAGACCAGCACCUCCCCUGGACGCCUGGCCUUGUCUGGGAGGAAGUUUGACUACAGGGUGUUUGCAGCCCUUCCUUCUUCCAGACCUGUCUGUGAGCUGCAGUCCCCAGAUUUUGCUGAGGAGCUGAGGUCCCUGGAACCGUCUCCCAGCCCUGGCCUGCAGGAGGAGGACGGAGAGGUGGCCAUGGUGCUUCUGGGCAGGCCGUCACCGGGCACCGUGGGCCCCGAGGAGGUGACACUGUGCAGCAGCCGCCGCCCAGUGCGGCCAGGACGCCGUGGCCUGGGCCCCGUGCCCUCCUAGAGGCUCCAGAACCUCCCCUGGACUUGGGGUAGGGGCCCUGCCAGCUGCACACCACCCUUGCCCUGAGUCUUUUAACCUGGGUGUUAGCAUUUUAAAGAGAUCCCUCAGGAGUUCUGGCCUCUGACUAACUGCCCCCUCCCCAGCUGGCACCCAUUGGCAAGACUGUAACUAGUGAUGUUUGUACAACCAAAGACUCUAUUUUGUGGUUUAAAAGGAAUAAAAUUGACUACGUUUUA
Molecule: messenger RNA, 5106 nt
Organism: Canis lupus familiaris (dog)
Lineage: Eukaryota; Metazoa; Chordata; Mammalia; Carnivora; Canidae
Gene: SCRIB
Product: scribble planar cell polarity protein
Exons: 36
Coding region: 26-4870 (1614 amino acids)
Biological process (GO): neurotransmitter receptor transport, endosome to postsynaptic membrane; neurotransmitter receptor transport postsynaptic membrane to endosome
Cellular component (GO): postsynaptic density; adherens junction; postsynaptic membrane
Molecular function (GO): protein binding
Source: RefSeq, a predicted model, not a curated record